Messenger RNA from Phoenix dactylifera (date palm), 1151 nucleotides. Lineage: Eukaryota; Viridiplantae; Streptophyta; Magnoliopsida; Arecales; Arecaceae. The record is from RefSeq and is a predicted model, not a curated record.
AUGGGGGCGAAGCGAUGGAAUGGAGCGAAGACGUGUAAUUUAGUCAUUACGUUCAUGCUGGUAGCCUGCAUAGGCUCAUUCAUCCCCGGCGUCCGGAUCCCGGAUGGGAACCGGAAUGUUUUCGUGGAGCGGGCUUUCCCGAUAAGAUCAUCAUCUGCUACAAGGGAACCUGAUAUUUUGGCUUCUAGUGAUAUUGAAAAGCUAUCAAAGGAGGAUUCUUCUCUAAAAGGCUCCACUAAGCAAAGGGAAGGUUCUUGGAUAAAGCUUACUCAAUCUGAGAUGGAAGCAAAACGAGCUAAAUCUUCAUUUGCCCAACGAUCUCGAGUUCGAAAACUCCAAUACAAUACCGAGUUAGAGAGACAUAUCCAAGCAUUACAGAUAGAAGGAAUGGGAGUUUCAGCUGAACUAGAAUUCUUGGAUCAGCAAAAAUUUAUAUUGAGCUUGGAGAACAAGGCCUUGAAGCAACAUCUAGAUGGUCUGUCACAGGAACAUCUUGUGAAAUGUCUCCAACAGGAGAUGUUGGAGCGAGAGAUUGCUCGUCUUCGAGCAUUGCAUCAUCAUCAGCAGCAGCACCAGCAGCAACCACCAGCUCCACCUACCCACAGUCAGAGCAAUAGUAGAGACCUUGAAAUACAAUUUGCCAAUCUCUUUUUAAAACACAAGGAGUCAAAUUCUGGGAGAGAGCCAAUUACAGGCCUCCUCCAUAUUUGAAGUUUAAUUUCCUGAUGCCGCCUUUCAGAUAUUGCCAACCAAGAUGGACCUUUGUAUCCUAUAUGACCUGAAUAACUUUAAGAAUCUAUUCAUCCUCAGCUUACGAGCUGCUGAUACGCCUCUGAUACGGCUGCUGAACUCAACCUGGGCUGAGAUAAAACUCCACCAAAGCUUCAUUGAUUUCACUGAUAUGCUGACUGAUACGCCACCGAUACGCUGACUCACAUGCUGAUGAGGAUUGGUGUGAAGAGAUGGAGCUGAGCUGGAGCUGAGGAGGAAGCUUAACUACUAACCAAAUUCAUUUAAUCAGUUCAACUGAUAACUGAAUUCAGUUGAAUCCAGUUGUACUAGUUAAGUUAGUUUCAGACUUACUCAUAAAUAGAUAUAUUCAUGAUGUAAUAAAUGAACUUCCGGUAAGAAAUAAAGUUAGUCUUCCUCCA